AUGCAACUUUCAUACCAGGCUUUGGUCCUGGCGGCCCUGAGCCUCGAAUGCGCCCUUGCUCACCCGACGCACCAUCAACUACAUAAGCACAGGCGAGACCUUGCUGACCUGCUUCACCAGAAGCGUACAGACUUCAGCGACCCGGCCACCUAUGCCCCCGGAACCUUUCAAGAUCUUGAUUGGGCGUCCAUAUGCGCCGGAGGCAAAUGCGAUCCCAGCAGCAAGUCUUCCAGCCCGGCCCCAGCAAAUCCAGCCCCAGCAGUCCCAGCUCCAGCAAACCCAGCCCCAGCAAAUCCAGCACCAGCCAGCGUACCCGAAACGGGGUCAGGGACUACGGGCGGUUCUACAUCGCCCAGUACACCCGCUUCAAGCCCCCCGGCAUCCACUAGUUCAGCUUCCAGCUCCGGCUCCGGUUCCGGUUCUGGUUCUGGCAUCUGCAACGACCUCAGCAGCGUCUGGACAAAGGGCGACACAAGCCGAUCUAAUGCAGUCUACAUGGGAGACGGCAGCAAAUGCCCUGGUGGGUGCACGUCAGCCGAUAGCACAAAAUACAGCACCUAUGGCGCCGCUACAUUAUCAGCAAACAGUGGGGACGCAUACCGAGGCAAUGUUGGCGAGCCAUAUGGUCAGAACUUGCUACCCUUAAGCGAUUGCAAUACCGACGGCCAUGAUUACUCUAUCACCUUCGCUGCCAAGAGCCCAGUCACUAUCGCUUUGUGGAACAAAGUUGGAGAUGACUGGCAGACUGCCGGUCGGACUAUGACCGGCGCGAGCCGCAACGCCUGGUUCCUCUUCGAUCUUGCGGCCAACGAAAAUGCUGUCAUCGGCGUCGCCGCUAAUAGUCAGGUUUCAUUCUCUCAGGUCUGCGACAGGAACGAAAACGGUCAGUUCAAUUGCCCUUGGGGCGAGGCCGAUUUCUCGGACACCAACAACGGGGCCUGGAGCGGCUACGACUAUUCCGUCGAAGCGAACAACUAUGUCAACAGCGGUGGAAUCAGUGUGACCGUCGAUGGAUUUGACGUCAGUGAUUCUAACGGGUGCGGUUUCUACAAGCCCGGUCAAGAGGACACAGGAUGCAAUACCAACCCGCCCGCGGGAUCUAUGCAUGUCAAAGUUAGCGUGGGCUAA
Messenger RNA from Letharia columbiana, 1128 nucleotides. RefSeq lists its product as uncharacterized. The coding region runs from base 1 to 1128 and encodes 375 amino acids. The record is from RefSeq and is a predicted model, not a curated record. NCBI's taxonomy places the organism in Eukaryota, Fungi, Ascomycota, Lecanoromycetes, Lecanorales, Parmeliaceae. Gene Ontology annotation, cellular component: extracellular region. The transcript has a single exon. Gene Ontology annotation, molecular function: IgE binding.